AUGGACUACGAGGCAGAAGUCUAUCCAUUCAUGUCUCCUCUCUUCAGCCUUUGGCUCCAUGAGCACCAAGUGCAGGACAGAACCUUUCUUUCAGGGAAAGUCAUCGGGGGCCGGGAAGCUGUGCCUGAUUCCCAUCCCUACAUGGCAUUUCUUCAGAUCAAGACUCUAACUAAAACAAAACGAUGUGGGGGUUUCCUUGUACGUGAGGAUUUUGUCCUCACAGCAGCCCACUGCUGGAAAAGGAGCAGAUCCAUCACUGUCAUCCUGGGGGCCCACAACAUCAAAGACAAUGAGAGGACCCAGCAGAUCAUCCCGGAUUACAACAGCAACUAUUUCAAUGACAUCAUAUUACUGCAGAGGUGGAAGGUGGAGUGUGCCUGA
Molecule: messenger RNA, 381 nt
Organism: Ictidomys tridecemlineatus (thirteen-lined ground squirrel)
Lineage: Eukaryota; Metazoa; Chordata; Mammalia; Rodentia; Sciuridae
Source: RefSeq, a predicted model, not a curated record